Equus caballus (horse) is the source of this 684-nucleotide messenger RNA. The record is from the annotation of a RefSeq genome assembly. Lineage: Eukaryota; Metazoa; Chordata; Mammalia; Perissodactyla; Equidae.
AUGGCCUACCCCUUCCAACUAGGAUUCCAAGACGCAACAUCCCCUAUUAUAGAAGAACUCCUACACUUCCACGACCACACACUAAUAAUCGUAUUCCUAAUUAGCUCUCUAGUAUUAUAUAUUAUCUCAUCAAUACUAACAACUAAAUUAACCCAUACCAGCACCAUAGAUGCUCAAGAAGUAGAGACAAUUUGAACGAUUUUACCAGCCAUCAUCCUUAUUCUAAUCGCCCUCCCAUCCCUACGAAUUCUAUAUAUAAUAGAUGAAAUCAAUAAUCCGUCCCUCACAGUCAAAACAAUAGGCCACCAAUGAUACUGAAGCUACGAGUAUACCGAUUACGAAGACUUGACCUUUGACUCCUACAUGAUCCCCACAUCAGACCUAAAACCAGGAGAAUUACGUCUUCUAGAAGUCGACAAUCGAGUGGUUCUCCCCAUAGAAAUAACCAUCCGAAUGCUAAUUUCAUCCGAAGACGUCCUACACUCAUGAGCUGUGCCCUCCCUAGGCCUAAAAACAGACGCUAUCCCUGGGCGCCUAAAUCAGACAACUCUCGUGGCCUCUCGACCAGGACUUUACUACGGUCAAUGCUCAGAGAUCUGCGGAUCAAACCACAGCUUUAUACCAAUUGUCCUUGAACUAGUUCCACUGAAACACUUCGAAGAAUGAUCUGCAUCAAUAUUAUAA